AUGCGGCAGCAGCACGAGGCGGCGGCUCUCCACGCCGUGCAGAGGAUGGAGUGGCAGCUGACGGUCCAGGAGCUGGACCCCGCCGGGCACAAGUCCCUGUGCGUGAACGAGGUGCCGUCCUACGUGCCCAUGGUCGACGUCAAUGACGACUUUGCGACCAUCGAGGUGGUGGCGGAGCCCCAGGCUGAGCUGGAGAUGGACCCGAUGGCUGAGCCCAACAAUCGCUGGUCCGAGGGCGCCCCCCGCUGGCUGCCCACCGAGGAACUCCUCCAGCCCCUAUUCUGGGGCUGCUCGGAUGGCAAGGAAGGGAGGACCCUUCUCAAGGGCAGAGCCCCGGGGGAGGGGGGGGAGGAGCAGGAAGAGGAAGAGGACCACCCUCCAGAGGACAGUGAGGGUGAGGACCAGGAGGAGGACAGUGAGGAACACGGUGAAGAUGACCAGGAGCCGGGCUUCAGUGGGGCUGCAGGAGGCUGGGAGCAGGGCCCGCUGUUCCCCGGAGACUGGGCCUUUGAGGAGCCUGAUCACUAUGACUAUCAGCUUCGGGAGGAGUGGAGCCCCUGGUCUCCCUGCAGUGGGAGCUGCGGCAGCUGCAGCCAGCGGAGGACUCUGCGAGUCCCCCUGGCCUCCUCUCUUCCCCAUGGCACCGAGGACAAGGACCCCUUGGGCCUCCCCAGUGAGGGGUGGCAGCCCCUGGCCCACGAUGCUAUGGACAUGCUCAGCCCAAAUAUGGGCAGUGGUGAGAAGUGGCUGAACUGCAAGAGUGACUUCCUGGCCAAGUACCUGAGCCAGGUGCUGCGGGCCCUGCCCAGCUGCCCGUGCGCGUACCCGCUGGAGGCCGUGUCCAGCGCCGUGAGCCUGCGGGACGAGCAUCAGGGCCGCAGCUUCCGCCGGAGCGACGCCAGGCCGCAAGAGCACCUGGACGUGUACCGGCCCACGGCCCACUCUGCCUGCGCUUUCUGCAGCACGCCGGCCGCCCAGCACUGCUGCUACGAUGCGGGCAGCCAGCUGCUGACCCGGGGCAAGGGUGCCGGUGCCCCCGACCUGGUCAGCACCAACGUCUUGCCCGAGCUGCACUUCAAGGUGGACACGCUGCUCUGGAUCCCGUGUAAGGCGGACUGCAGCCGCUACCACGCGGUGUGGACCCCCAACAAUGGCCGGGCCUGCGCGGACAACCCUCCCGAGGAGGAGUACCUGGCCCAGUUGCAGGAAGCCAAGGAGUACUAA
Messenger RNA from Dama dama (fallow deer), 1224 nucleotides. RefSeq names its product isthmin 2 (gene ISM2). The record is from RefSeq and is a predicted model, not a curated record. Lineage: Eukaryota; Metazoa; Chordata; Mammalia; Artiodactyla; Cervidae.